AUGGGCGACGACAGUGGCGAAGAAACUCAUGUAAACGAAGACGAAAAGAAGUUCGAAGACGAGAUAAACAAAGAGAUUUCGAAGCUAAAAUAUUUCUUGGAGGAAGCAGACGAAUUAAUCGAAAACAGGGACUAUGCAGAGAUGGAUAUUUUGGACAAACGAGCUGGGAAAAUAAUCAACAAAUUGACGGACAUAAUAGCGCAAACAGAGGAAUUAAAACUUGACAAUGGUACGACGCCUCGGGCAGUGAGACAGUGGAAGAAAGACGUGAGAACUAAGUAUUUAUCGUUGGUCGAGGACAAAGAGAAAUUAACACGGGAAGUCAAACGUAGACAAGAUGAUUUAGAGCGAGAAUCUGAGCAACGGCAAACGGAAUUAGAGGAAAAACGACAACAACAACACGAGAGGCGAAUGGCGGAACUUCGUGAGAGACAAGAGGAGCACGAACGUAAAUUAUGGGAGGCGAAACUCGAAGCAGAGUUACGUAUGACGCAAGAAAAGAUGGAAAUAGAGAAAUCGGCUCGGGGGACGACAGCGAAAUUGCCCAAAUUGGAAAUUACACCAUUUAAAGGGACAGCUACGGACUGAGUACGUUUUGAAAAUAUAUUUUUGACACAAGUACACGGAAAACCGAUCACAGACGAGGAGAAAUUCGGAUAUUUGUUGGAGAUGGUAUGUCAAAAGGUUAGAGAUAAAAUUGCAAAUUUAAAACCUGGAGAGGUUGGAUAUAAAACAGCGUGGGACAGGUUAAAAAAGGAAUACGGACAGACUAAAUUAGUGGUAAAUGCUCAUGUAGAUGAGAUAAUUAAUCUGCCUGUUGUCAAGGGACACAAUUACAUGAAAGUUCGAGAAUUUUACGAAGCAUUAAGUUGGAACUAUGAUGCGUUGUUAACACUGAGCGAAGCUGAUAUGCUGAAAGGGUUUGUCAUGACGACAGUGAAUAAAUUACCGCAAGUGAAGCCUGAUCUCGUAAGAAUUGAUGACAACUGGGAGAAUUGGGACAUGGCGGCUCUUAUUGAUGAAAUCCGGAAGUGGCUGAGUCGACACAAGGUGGAUCCAGGAGAAACUCGAAAGGAAGGGUCUUGGUUUACAUCAAAGGGAAGUGGUAACGAAGUACAGACCGGUAAGCCAGUAACUCCUGUAUGUAUUUUUUGUAAGAAAAAUCAUUGGGGAGAUGAUUGUAAGACAGUUGUAUCAUUAGAAGCAAGAAAAAAGUAUUUCGUAGAAAACCAGUUGUGUUUUAACUGUGGCCGAGCUGGACACAGAGCAAACAAGUGCCGCAGUCGAGGUUGUGUUAAAUGUAGGGCUAGGCAUCACACUAGUCUCUGUGACCAGGAGAAUAAUACUGGUAAUUCUGUAUUUACCGGAUAUACGUCACCAGUCGAAGGACAAACACUUCCACCAAUGAUCCCUGUUAAUAUAAAGGGCACAACCCUGUGGGCUUACUUAGAUUCAGGAUCUAGCAGAAAUUUCAUAUCUAGUGAUGCUGCCAGAAAGUUGAAGUUGACCCCAGUCCGUCAUGAAACACGCCAGAUAGUUACACUGAGUGGGACUACAAAACAGUCCUUGCCUAUUUUCGAAGUAACCAUGACAUCGCUUGAUGGUAAAACGAGGGAGAGUGUAGAGUUAACUGGCAGUAAGAUGUCUGAUUUUACAACAGUUCGACGUCCAAAAUUGAGUGAUUUAAAGUCAAAAUACGGACAUGCGGCUGAUAAGAGUUUCUACAUGAAGCAGAGUGAUGAGUACCAAAUGCAUGUUAUUUUGGGGGACAGUACGUACUGUAGAAUUAAGACAGAAGAAGUUUUCAAGGGGGAGCCGGGUGAUCCCAUUGUUGAGGGUACUACACUCGGGUGGACAAUCCAUGGUGGGGAGUUUCCAAGUGAUGGGUGUUGGUUUUCACAUGAGGAUCAGGAUAGCCAACAACUUUAUAGCUUAGAUGUUCUAGGAGUGGAAGAUCGGGGUGAGAACGAUCAACUUGAUGUGCACAGAGAGUUUAAGGAGAACAUUGUUCAUGACAUAAACGGGAGAUACGAGGUAAAAGUUCCUUGGAUUCCAGGGACUCAGUUGAGUGAGACAAAUGAAACGCAGAGUAGAUUACGUUUGAAGCGAGUGGAGAAGAAACUUGAGCAAGAUGAGUGUUUGCGGAAGGAUUACGAAAAGAUCAUUAUUGACCAAGUUGCGGCCGGAAUAAUAGAGAAAGCCCCUGACACGCCAACUGGGGAACGGGUAUUUUACAUGCCGCAUAAACCUGUAAUCAAACAAGAUGCAAUUACGACAAAAACCCGGAUGGUUUUCGAUGCCAGCGCCAAACCACAACCUAUUUCAAGCAGUGUGAAUGAAUGCAUGUACCCAGGCCCUCCUUUACAACCCCUGUUAUGGGACAUACUAGUCCGAGCACGAAUGUCACCAUACCUGUUGAUUGGAGAUAUCGAGAAGGCGUUCCUUCAAAUUGGCCUUGGCGAAGAAGAUCGGGAUGCGUUUCGCUUUCUUUUCAAUAUAAACGGUAGAGAGGAACAGUUUCGUUUUGCACGUAUACCAUUCGGCGCAGAAGCGAGUCCCUUCAUGUUAGGUGCAACGCUAGAAUAUCAUUAUGAUCAACAGUCAGAUGCAGUGAGUGAGACGGUGAGCAUACUCAGAGAGAACACGAGGACACUCUCAAGGUUCAGUUACAAGAUAAUGAUGACGGGAAGCUAACCAAGAGAGCUAUUCUUAGUAGAUUGGGAAGAGCCUAUGACCCAUUAGGAAUUAUUUCACCGACAAUGAUUGAGGGCAAGCGGAUCUAUCGUGAUUCAUGCGAGGAACAGAAGAGUUGGAAUACAGAAGUUUCCCCUGCACUCACAAGGCAGUGGAAUAAUUGGACAAAACAAUUGCGAGACAUUGAAGUCCCAAGGAGUUUGAUGCCAGCCGGUGAAACGAAAGCUAUCGAACUUCACUUGUUUACUGAUGCGAGUGCAUUGGCAUGCUCUACUGUGGCGAUUGCAGUGGUUGAUCAAGACUCUAGAAAGUCAAAGGGGCUGUUAGCGUCAAAAUCUCGGUUAGCCAAGCGCAACACCUCAAUACCUAGACUAGAACUAGUGGGUGGUCAAAUGGGAGCCAACCUGGCCCGAAAUCUUACUCGAGCGCUCAAGAGAUUGCCGAUUCGGUUAGUCGUGAUAUGGAUGGACAGUCUCGUGUCACUUUACUGGAUUUUGAAUCCCGGUAAGCCAUGGAAGACAUUCGUUUCGAAUCGCGUGAAGAAAAUAGCAGAGAUAACGGAAGAAGUGGAAAUUCAGUGGAAGUAUUGUCCGACUGAAGCUAAUCUUGCCGACCUUGGAAGUAGAGGGGCAUCCUUGAACAAGAUGGAGAAAGGUGCAUGGUACGAAGGACCGGAGUGGUUGCUGGAACAAGAGAAGUGGCCAGAGCAGCCAAACUUAAAGUCGUCAUCAGAAACCCAACAUGAAGAGAAGCCCAUUCGUGAGAUAGUCUCCUUCGUCGGUGAACGCCAACAUGACGAGUUCGACGAGCUCUUGAUGCGUAGAACAUACUGGAGUACCAUUCGGAUUACUGCGUGGAUCCUCAGAUUUGUGUACAACCUUCGAGCGAAGAAGAGUCGAACAAAGAAACGUCGGGGUCCUCUUACCACGGACGAGAUAUUAGAGGCGCAGAAUUGUUGGAUACGGCGAGAGCAGAAAUAUGUCGCGCAUGACCUUGAGCAACCAGAGUGGUCCCUGGUGGAAGAUCCAGUCACGAAAGUGUUGAAGUGUCAAGGCAGAAUUCCAAACUACACCCCCAUCUACUUGGAGGAAGGAUUGUUCGUGACGAAGUUGAUUAGACAUGUUCAUACAGAAGUUAUGCAUCUAGGAGUCGCAAGCACUAUGGCUGAGAUAAGGAGAAAAUGGUGGAUUCCACAUCUUCGUUCGCUGGUGAAGAGACGUAUUCACGAUUGUAACGUUUGCAAAGUAUUUGCAGCAAAACCGCUAAAACCAUCAACUACUGCCUCAUUACCGAGUUUCCGUAUUGAAGCUGUCCGACCGUUUCAGCACACGGGCGUGGAUUUUGCCGGACCGUUGAUCUACAGAAAGAGAGACAAAACCGAAGGGAAAGCGUCUAUCAUAAUAUUUACUUGUGCUGUCGUUAGAGCGGUACAUUUGGAAGUGACAAAAUCUCAGUCCGCCGAAGAGUUCCAGAGGAAGUUGAAUUCGUUCAUUACACGAAAGACCAGACCACAACUGAUAGUGUCGGAUAACGCAGCCGUGUUCAAGGCAACCGCGAAUUGGAUCCGAAAGAUUCGGAAGGACGAGGUACUACAGAAUCACUUAGCAACCCAGGAGAUUCGUUGGAAGUUUAACCUAGCUAAGUCACCAUGGUGGGGUGGUAUGUACGAGAGAUUAAUCAGAGAGAUAAAGAAGACGUUGUACAAGACGUUGGGGAAGACGCACCUUUCCUUUGUACAACUCGAAGCUGUUGUUAUGGAUAUUGAAAGGCAUUUGAACAAUAGACCUUUAACGUACGUAGAGAGCGAUGGAGGUGAUGAAGAGGUGUUAACUCCAAAUUCGAUUGUGUGGGGACAGCAGUCCCACAUCUUGCAAGAUAUCGAAGUGGAAGACGAGGAACUUACGAAGUUCAAUCGAAGGCUAGUAAAGGCUAGAGAACACGCGUGGACUCGAUUACGAAAGGAGUACAUACACGGGUUGAUGGAAAGUCAUCGUAUUAACCGAGCGAAAUCACAACCGCCGGAAGUUGGGGAGAUUGUUCUGAUCGUAGGGGAAGAGAGAAACCGUGGGAAAUGGAUGAAAGGCAAGGUGACGCGAAUCGUGAAGGGAGUAGAUGGAGUAGCGAGAGGAGUCGUAUUGUUGCAUAAGGGUAAUAGACUUGAACGGCCUCUCCAAGCGAUUUGCCCUUUGGAGAUUAAGAGCGUGACUGCAGAGACGGUGGAGAAGAAGAAGGAAGAACCGAUCAAGCCCGUUCGAGAGAGAAGAGAGGCUGCUGUCGAUGCGCAGGCCAAGAUACAGCAGUUAGCAAAGGACGAUGCUAUUUGA
Molecule: messenger RNA, 5018 nt
Organism: Paramuricea clavata
Lineage: Eukaryota; Metazoa; Cnidaria; Anthozoa; Malacalcyonacea; Plexauridae
Source: the annotation of a GenBank genome assembly